AUGCCCUUCUCACACGCCAUACACGCACGCCCUUCUCUCACAAGCGACCUUUUGAAUACGUCGGCGCACCAUCUCUGGACCACCCCGUUUUCCACGUCCACAUUUCCCCUUAUCGCCUCCCCCUCGUCCUCUCCCAUCGCCCACCGCUCCACCCUCGCUUCCAUUCCGCAUCGUCAACUCAGCCCCACCUUUCGCGCUUCGCCUGAACCCCGCAUCCUUUCCUACCGCACUUCCCGCCCUCACAUCCCCUCCCUCCGCCCUCCCUUCCCAUCCCUCCGCCCUCAUUUGAUUCCUCCUCCCUCCCUUCCCAUCAAUCCGCCCUCACAUCCCAUCCCUCCGCCCUCACCUCCAAUCCCGUCGCCUUCAUGGCUCAUCGCCCUCGCUGCCCUUCCCGUCGCCCUUGCAUCCACCCUGGCUUGUGUCCCUUCCCAGAGCAAACAUUUCCCUUACUUCCUUUGCUCCCAUUCCACAUCCAUCCUCCCUCCCUUCCUAUCCCUCCGCCCUCCCUAUUCAUCCCUCCAGGCUGAUUUGAUCCCUUCGACCUCCCUUCCCAUCCCUCCGCCCUCCCUAUACAUCCCUCCACCCUCAUUUGAUCCCUCCGCCCUUCCUUCCCAUCCCUCCGCCCUCCCUAUACAUCCCUCCACCCUCAUUUGA
Messenger RNA from Closterium sp. Naga37s-1, 654 nucleotides. Lineage: Eukaryota; Viridiplantae; Streptophyta; Zygnematophyceae; Desmidiales; Closteriaceae. The record is from the annotation of a GenBank genome assembly.